AUGGGAACAGUGCGGUGGCUGGGGGCCCCAGGGCGGCUGCUGCUCAGCCCCUUGCUUGUGGGGCAGCCCCUCUUCAUCCAUAAAAUGUGCCGUGAUCAUGGAGACGUGGGCGUCCCUGAUCCCACCUUGCCUCCCCCAGGGACCCUCGAGCCGCCAGCCAGCCUGGACGCUGCUUUCCCCUGCCCCUGUUUCCUGCUGUUCCGUUCCUCGGGUGCUUCCGAGAUCCGGGACUUGCCUGCAGAAAUCCUGGAAAGGAAAGAGCUACUGCUGAGGUCUCUAAUUUGUCCAACUUGUCCGGUUUCCUCUGGCAGCAUUCUCAAACAGUGCAAAGAUGUGGAGCUCUCCUUCAGUGACGUGACGGGGAAGCCUGAGGCCUUCAAAGGCACCAAGAAAGGAAUGCUGUACCUUACUCCUUAUAGGAUGAUCUUUGUGACGAAGGGCAAGGAUCCCAUGCUGUCUUUCAUGAUGCCAUUUUAUUUGGUGAAAGGAUGCUCUAUUGAGCAGCCCGUUUUCUCUGCCAAUUACAUCAAAGGACAGAUUCAGGCUGAGGCAGGAGGUGGCUGGGAAGGGCAGGGAACAUUUAAACUGACUUUCAACAGUGGAGGAGCCAUCGAGUUUGGACAAUUGAUGUUCAGAGCUGCUUCCAGUGCUUCCAGCGGAGCCCCUCUGCAGAGCCCUGCCUAUGGCUACAUGCCCGUCCCGCCUGCGCCGGGCGGUUACUCGCCCGUGCCGGGGGGCUACGCUCCUGCUCCAGCAAACGGGCCAUAUCCCUACAUGCCACCACCCAUGUAUGCCUACGGACCAGCUCCACAGCCCAUGGGAUAUCCCUAUGCUCAGCCUCCAGGUAUCUACCCACCACUCCCAAACACAAACCCUAUGAAUGUGCCACCUCCUCCCCCGUACGCCGGGCCAUCUCCUGCAGGACCUUCAGCCCCCUCGGCUCCCACAGCCUGGGUGGCCCCAGGGAUGCCAGGUGGCAGUAAGGCCACGGAAGCGACUUCCAGUGCGUAUUACAACCCUGCCAACCCGCACAACGUGUACAUGCCUGCGGAUCAGCCACCUCCUUACACACCUCCUGAGGAUAAAAAGAACAACUAACAGAACCAGCCUCCUACGCUGUUUCCCUGAAGACAAUUUGGCUGUCACUACCCCUUGGGUUAGCAUAUCUCUAGGUCUCUUUAUGUAUAUACAAUGUAUGUAGUUUGGGCUGCUGGGCGCCUGCCCUCCUUAAACAUUCAGUCUGGCAAUACAAGGCA
Messenger RNA from Tinamus guttatus (white-throated tinamou), 1256 nucleotides. The record is from RefSeq and is a predicted model, not a curated record. NCBI's taxonomy places the organism in Eukaryota, Metazoa, Chordata, Aves, Tinamiformes, Tinamidae.